Molecule: messenger RNA, 1251 nt
Organism: Cutaneotrichosporon cavernicola
Lineage: Eukaryota; Fungi; Basidiomycota; Tremellomycetes; Trichosporonales; Trichosporonaceae
Gene: AAT1
Exons: 4
Coding region: 1-1251 (416 amino acids)
Biological process (GO): biosynthetic process; L-aspartate catabolic process
Cellular component (GO): mitochondrion
Molecular function (GO): pyridoxal phosphate binding; L-aspartate:2-oxoglutarate transaminase activity
Source: RefSeq, a predicted model, not a curated record
AUGCCCUCCAAUGCCUGCAUCGAGUUCUGGCGCGGCGUCCCCAUGGGCCCGCCCGACCCAAUUCUUGGCGUCACCGAGGCUUUCCGCCGCGACACGAACAAGUACAAGAUUAACGUUGGUGUCGGUGCCUACCGUGACGAGAACGGUAAGCCGUACGUGCUCGACUCGGUGCGCAAGGCCGAGGACAUUCUCCACUCUCAGCGCUCCGACAAGGAGUACCUCCCCAUCACUGGCCUGAACGACUUCCUUGGCCUCGCCGCCAAGCUCGCCUACGGCCCCGACAGCAAGCCGCUCAAGGAGAACCGCAUUGCCGUCGUCCAGUCCAUCUCGGGCACCGGUGCCCUCCGUAUCGGCAUGGAGUUCUGCUCGGCAUUCUACCCCGGUGUGCGCGCCAUCUACCUCCCCAAGCCAACAUGGGGCGCCCACCCCGCCAUUGCGGAGAAGGCCGGUCUCAGCAUCCGCCGCUACCGCUACUUUGACGAGAAGACGAUGGGCCUCAACUUUGAGGGCCUCAAGGCCGACCUCGAGGACGCGUUCGACGGCUCCAUCAUCCUCCUUCACGCGUGUGCCCAGAACCCUACCGGUGUCGACCCGACCCCCGAACAAUGGAAGGAGAUUGAGGAGAUUAUCCGCCGCAAGCAGCACCUCCCCUUCUUUGACAUGGCUUACCAGGGCUUUGCAUCUGGAGAUGUCGACGUUGACGCCUUUGCUCUCCGCUACUUUGUCGAGAAGGGCCACCAGGUCGCCCUUUGCCAGUCCUUUGCCAAGAACCUCGGCCUCUACGGCGAGCGUGCCGGUACUUUUUCGAUGAUCACUUCGAGCCCUGAGGAGCGUGAGCGCGUCGUCUCGCAGCUCAAGCGUGUCAUUCGCCCCCUCUACUCGUCGCCCCCUCUCCACCCCGCUCAGCUCGUCGCCACCAUCCUUGGCGACCCAGCCCUGUACGCCCAGUGGCUGGGCGAGGUCAAGAAGAUGGCCGACCGUAUCAUCGACAUGCGUCACAAGCUGUACAACCGCCUCAUCGAGCUCCAGACUCCCGGAUCUUGGGAACACAUCAAGUCCCAGAUCGGCAUGUUCUCAUUCACCGGCCUCACCCCCGAACAGGUCGACAUCUUGGGCAAGUACGCUUCCAUCUGGAUGACGCGUGAUGGCCGUAUCUCCAUGGCCGGGUUGAAUGACCACAACCUCGAAUACUUUGCCGAGAACGUGUCCAAAGCCAUCAAGGGCGAGUUGAUCCCCAAUGCGUCCAUGUGA